UCUGUCAUUACAGACACUCUGUUUCAACAAAAAUUGUGCUCUGUAUUUAGAUAUGUUUAACACGUUAAACAGCUUCACCCGGAAGAUAAUAUAUACAUAAAUACUUAAUCAUUAAUAACAUGGAGUGCCAGGACCUUAGGCUCGAUACGGAUAUUGAACAAAUUGAUAAGGAACUUGCAAAGAAAGAACACCACACAUCCAAGUUAGUCCCAUCUUGGAGCCCCAGAAAUCCCUUGGAGAACAUCAUUGAUUGCCGCGAGAAGUCAAUUGUGGAAAACAUAAAUGCAGACCAGGAUGCCAUUGCCAAAAUCCAAUAUCUUAGUGAAGAACAUGCAAAGCUGGAUAAGUAUUUACAUAAUCAGGAGCAGGAUGCAUCACUUCGCAAAUAUCUGGUCGUUGGAGUUCAUUGGGUUUUUCUGCUUACGGAACAUGUCUUGAGUCAUCCGUUUCUAGUAUUGCGUUGGCAGUGUCAGGUUUAUAAUGCCUCCAAGUGUUACCACUUGCAUCCUUUUACCCUGCUGCCCUGUAUUGUCCAUUUGCACAGACGCCAAGGACUAACGACACUAUGGAAGGGAGUGGACAGCUGCCUGCUUGUGCGUGGAAUGUCCUGCGCCAUUGACGAUGUAAUAUCGAAACUCAGCAGUUGGCCCAAGGAAUUGGAUAGUCGGACGACCUUAAAGCGAUUUGGCCAGCAUGUCCUUCUGAAAUGUGUAAGCAUCGCGUUGGUUUCACCCUUCCACGCCGUUUCCUUGGUGAAGACAGUGCAAAGCGACAUUGCCAGCGAAAAAACAGGACUUCUUGAUGUCCUUUGGGACGGAGGGGCUCGUCUGUUGUCAUGGAGGUCCCCACAAAAUACUCGAAUGCUACCAACUUGGGCACUAAUCGGUCCUAGUAUUUCGAUUGGCAUUACAAAGUAUCUUUUCAACUUGCUAAUACAUGGCGUUUCCACUCGAAUGAUGCAGAGGAGAAUGCAAGAGAAUCGGUAUAAAAAGGACUGUGAUGUUAAGCUGGAACACCAAAAUGCAGAGACUUAUGCGGGACUUAUAGCCACGCUCACCACUGAGCUGGUAUUCUUCCCACUCGAAACCAUACUGCAUCGUCUAGAACUGCAGGGUACCCGAACAAUAAUAGAUAACCUUGAUACUGGAUACUCAGUUGUCCCGGUGCUGACAGAUUAUCGUGGAGUAUUCGAUUGCUACAGGGUAACAGUUAUUUCAGAGGGAGUUGCUGGACUGUACAAAGGCUUCGGAGCAAUGAUCCUGCAAUUUGUCGCCCAAGUUGCUAUAAUUAAACUGGCCAAGUGGACAGCGGAUCAAAUAGCUGCUGGUAUAUUGAAUCGUCCAACAUCCCGCAUAGUACAGCCCUAUAAUUUGGAUUGCCUUUCCUGCAAUAAGAGCUCUACGACAAUAUCCCCCAGUAUUUCCAGCAUCGAUGUAGAUCUGACGAGCUUAGGAAAGUAUUCACUGGAUGAUUAAGUCACUGUUUGUAAUUUUAAAAACUAUUUGUAAACACUUAUAUUGUUUAAGAGCGAACUAUGCAAUAAGCCUUGUGAAACUCAUCUGAAAUGAUUGCUAAUUACAUUCACAAUUUCUAAA
Messenger RNA from Drosophila erecta, 1595 nucleotides. RefSeq names its product solute carrier family 25 member 46 (gene Slc25A46b). The record is from RefSeq and is a predicted model, not a curated record. The transcript has a single exon. Gene Ontology annotation, biological process: mitochondrial membrane fission; mitochondrial fission. NCBI's taxonomy places the organism in Eukaryota, Metazoa, Arthropoda, Insecta, Diptera, Drosophilidae. Gene Ontology annotation, cellular component: mitochondrial outer membrane. Bases 120 to 1475 code for a protein of 451 amino acids.